CAUAUCCAUCCGUUAGAAUGCCGCCCAAGUUCGAUCCAUCUGAGGUUAAGAUCAUCUACCUGCGCGCCACUGGUGGUGAGGUUGGUGCUUCUUCUGCUCUUGCCCCCAAGAUCGGUCCCCUCGGUCUGUCCCCCAAGAAGGUCGGAGAAGACAUCGCCAAGGGAACCAAGGAAUGGAAGGGUCUCCGUGUCACCGUUCAGUUGACCAUCCAGAACCGUCAGGCCCAGGUUUCUGUUGUCCCCUCUGCCUCUUCCCUUGUCAUCAAGGCUCUUAACGAGCCCCCCAGAGAUCGCAAGAAGGAGAAGAACAUCAAGCACAGCGGUAACGUCUCCCUUGAGGCCAUUAUCGAUGUUGCCCGCACCAUGCGCUUCAAGUCCCUUGCCCGUGAGCUCAAGGGUACUGUUAAGGAGAUCCUCGGUACUGCCAACUCUGUUGGUUGCACUGUCGAUGGUCAAAGCCCCAAGGACUUGUGCGAUGCCAUUGAUGCCGGCGAAGUCGAGAUCCCUGAAAAAUAAAUACCUCGCAGGCUAUACUCCUCCCAAACUGCACAUCUUUUUUUCUUUGAAAAAAAUCAAUAAACACAAUUACGGAUGUAAGCAAGAAAGGAAUGUCAAUGGCAGGCAUCCUACGAUCGAUUUUAUAUAUGUAUAUAUAUUGCAACAAAAAGAGACAUCUCACAGUAGUCCACUACAUUUUCAUUAACAACAUCAGUUACAUCAGCUCAUCAUCAACAAUAAAACUGGAAACGAUAAUAUCGAUCAU
Molecule: messenger RNA, 762 nt
Organism: Phycomyces blakesleeanus NRRL 1555(-)
Lineage: Eukaryota; Fungi; Mucoromycota; Mucoromycetes; Mucorales; Phycomycetaceae
Exons: 4
Coding region: 18-515 (165 amino acids)
Biological process (GO): translation
Cellular component (GO): cytosolic large ribosomal subunit; ribosome
Molecular function (GO): large ribosomal subunit rRNA binding; structural constituent of ribosome
Source: RefSeq, a predicted model, not a curated record